AGCACUAGUGUCAGCCAUCUUGGUCGACACCCACCCAGUGCAUUCACUGCGGUGCACAGGCAAUCCAAUCCGAGUGAACCGGUGCUAAGCUGACCAGAGGAGGGCUGUGAUUUUCAGCACGGUGCUCUCUUGCAUUUUAACUCCCCAGUCUGCACAAAAGGGAUAACAAGAGGUUGAAGAGGAGGGGGAGGUGGAGGAGGAGAAGGCAGGGCAGCCUUUCUCAAGACAGUAGCAUAUUCCACUCAGUUGUGACAAGGAAGGGAAGGAGGAUGCAAGCAUAAAGAGGAGGAAACGCAGCACCCUUUCAAACACCUGCUGAGAGCUGCUGUGGGCCUUCCCACGUCUUUUGCCUUUUAUCCUCUUUGUUUUGAUGCUCUUUUCAUCCUCUCUGAUUUCCUCUUCUCUCUGACCUGUUAUUUUUUUUUUUUUGGGGGGGGGGGCUUCACUGUUAUUUUGGAACAAAAGCUACUUUGCUUUUUUUUUCUCCUCGGUGGUGUUGGUUUUGCAUCGCAUCAGCUGAGUCAUCAUGUCUGAUCUGACGCCUCAGAGCGAAACCCCCACUCCCACCACCGACAAGAUCACCCAGGCCGCCCGGGAGACUAUUUAUCUCUGCAACUUUCGCGUGUCUGUCGAUGGCGAGUGGCUUUGCCUUCGCGAGCUCAACGACAUCUCCCUCACGCCAGACCCAGAGCCGGCCCAUGAAGAUCCCAAGGAUCCCAUUGCAAUCGAAAGGCUUAACUUGAUGAACAUGGCCAAACUGAGCAUCAAGGGCCUGAUCGAGUCUGCUCUCAACCUCGGGCGCACACUUGACUCUGACUAUGCACCUCUCCAGCAGUUCUUUGUCGUGAUGGAGCACUGUCUGAAACAUGGGUUGAAAACCAAGAAGACCUUCCUGGGGCAGAACAAGUCAUUCUGGGGGGCGUUGGAGCUGGUGGAGAAGUUGACACCUGAAGCAGGAGAGAUCACUGCCAGUGUAAAAGACCUGCCUGGCCUCAAAACUCCCCUAGGAAGAGGGCGUGCCUGGUUGCGACUGGCCUUGAUGCAGAAGAAACUCUCCGACUACAUGAAGACCAUCAUCAACAGAAAGGACCUGCUCAGCGAAUUCUAUGAGCCGAAUGCACUGAUGAUGGAGGAGGAGGGAGCCGUCAUCGCCGGGCUGCUCGUCGGACUAAAUGUCAUUGAUGCCAAUCUGUGUAUGAAGGGAGAGGACUUGGACUCUCAGGUCGGGGUGAUUGAUUUUUCAAUGUACCUCAAAGAUGGUGGACACAGUAGUAAGAGUGCAGAGGGUGACGGUCAGAUCACAGCGAUUCUCGAUCAGAAGAACUAUGUGGAGGAGCUCAACAGACAUUUAAGUGCAUCAGUAAACAACCUCCAGGCCAAGGUGGACGCUCUGGAAAAGUCCAACACUAAGCUAACAGAAGAGCUCGCAGUGGCGAAUAACAGGAUCAUCACUUUACAAGAAGAUGUGGAGAGAGUAAAGGAGGAGAGCUCAUAUCAGCUGGAGUCCAGGAAGCCAUCAAGAAGCGACUCAGCAGCAAACGGACAAGCACUGGGUGAAACACGCAAGCAGCUCAAAGAGGAAACUUUGCUGCGAUUGGAUGUGGAGAAGGAGUUGGAGGUGCAGAUUGGAAUGAAGCAGGAGAUGGAGCUGUCCAUGAAGAUGCUGGAGAAAGACAUCUGUGAGAAGCAGGACGCUCUGGUGGAGCUCCGACAGCAGCUGGAAGACCUCCGUGUCAUCAACCAACAGCUUAGCCACAAGUCACAGAGUGCAGACGCCGGCUCUAAACAGAAGAGUGAAGCCAUCGCUCGCCUGGAGGAGAAAAUCAACCAGAUGACGGGGACUGUAAAACAGAUGGAGACCAGAUGCAAACAGGCUGAGGGACAGAGGGAUUUGGCUUUGGAGGCCAACCGACUCUUCAAACAGGAGUUUGGGGACAAAAUCGAGAGUCUGCAGGUGGAGGUAGAGCAGCUGAGGAAACACAGGUCUAAUCUGGAGCUGGAGCUGAGAAAAGAGCGAGAGCGAAGGAGUGAGCAUCAUCUCGACGCUGCGUCCGUGCACUCCAGUACUCUUCGGAAGGAGAGGAGACUCCCUCAGAACAUACCAAAACGUCCCCCAGAAUCCCCAUCAGUCAAAAGGGAGACUGACCAGUUACACACAGCAGCGGAGGACCAAACAAGUCUGAGCUCCAGCUUGUCCUCGCAGUCACACCAUGAGGACGAACAGGACGAGUCCUCCAUGGAGAUCAGUCAGCCUUCCAUCUGUACGAUGUGUGAGCAGGACGACUCCCUCAUGAAGACAAAGAAACAGUGUAAGAACUGCAACGGCAUUUUCUGUGAGAGCUGUGUGUCCAACAAGCUGCCAUUACCUUCCUCUAUUCUCCCAGAGACUGUGUGUACCGCCUGCUUCUCUCAAUUACUCCAACAAUACGCUGCGACACCAACAUGAAACAACUCUGCAUUUUACUACAAGACAUGACGAUCAGACACCUGGAAACCAGAGGCAUUCAUUUGUAAAACUGGCACUGCAAAAAUGCACUUUUUGACUUUGUGACUCAAGACAUUAUGAAAGGUCUGAUUGAGUCAGAUUCAGAUCAGAUUAAGUUAGCAGUGUCCAAACAUGUGCCACUAAGAGCUGAUUGAAUUCAGGUUUUCAUUUUUCAAAUACUGGUUUGGCUAUAAUUCUUCCUUUCUGGUUGAAAGUGUGUGUUGAGCUGCUGUGGUAUUUCUGAAAACCUGCACUCAAAAAGCUGUAAAAUGGCACCUGGAUGGAGAUUACUGAUAUAAAAAGACCACUUUAAUCAUCUCAUGCAUUAAAAAAAACGGACUUUCCGCAAUGUCCACUAAGUGGAUUAUUGAUUAAAAGGCCACAUGACGAUAUAUAUUUUAUAUAAUUUAGUUUUAACAGAUGGGGAAAAGGAAAAACUGGACUUGUUUUUUGUUUGUGUAAGCCACAACUGUGCUCCAUUACAACACAGCUGUUAAUCAUAUACAGAUCAGUAUGUGAUGUAUCAUUUUACUUAGAUGAAGCAUGAAUUUUAUGAUUCAGGCUGAUGCUGACAAAAUCAAAUAUCCCAAACACUUUUGACCAAAUACUAUAUUAUACUAUAUUAUGUGUCAAUAUUUUGGGAGUGUGCCGUCAAAAGCUUUUUAUACACGUAUCAUACAUUAGUAAUAAACUCAGUCUAAUGAGUUAAAACAAAAGAUCAGAAAAAUACUAAUAUUUAAGUUCUAUGACAAUGUUAUGAUAACCAGAAUCCUAGACUGCUAGACUACAUCUAGUCUCUUGUCAUGAUAUCAAUAUUUGAUGGACAUAUCAUCCGGCUUUGGUGUUGAGACUGUAGAAGAGAGUUGAUUUUGCUGUUCGACAUUUUGGGCAGUGCGCUUAUUCUGUCUUGCGGAAAGUUAGAUGAGACGAUUGAUACCACUCUCAAGUCCGUCCGUUUAGUGUCAAGCUACAGCCAGCAACUGUUUAGCUUAGCUUAGCACAAAGACUGGAAACGAGAGGAACUUAUUCGCUCGUUAACAUGUCAAAUCUGGUUUAAUCUGUACAAAAACUGACAGUGUACUAUUUCUUGGGUUAAUUAUUGAGCUUUAGAGGUGCUGCUAGGUCAAUUGUUUUACCUUUCGACUAAGCCAGACAGUCUUUAUGCUAAGCUAAGCUAACUGGCUGCAGCUUCACAUUUAUCGUACAGACAUAUAGAGUGGUAUCGCGCUCAGCAAAAUAAAUAAACGCAAAUAAGUGUAUGUCCCAAAAUGUCAGAUUAUUCCUUAAGUUUACAAAGCUGAAUAUUCUCUAUGAAAUAAUUCUUUACUGUUGCUGUUGUGUUCUAUAUAAGUUAGAAGUGGCAUUAACAAUAAUGGCUAAAAAAAAUCAUCUCCUGUUGACAAGGAAUAUUUUGUCAAAUCAGAGUCUAUUUGAUCUCAAACAGUGCAGCUGUUAAAAUCACAAAACCUAGCUUUUAUAGAUAUUUAGAUUCUAGUCUUUUCUCUGGAUAAUCAAACUUUUUUCCGAACGUCUUAAAAUAUUACUGCACUUUUAGAAUGCAUGGCUCUGACUGGUUUGAAGAGGGCAUAUCGGCUGUUUUUAUGUUUUGUUGAUUUAUAUGAAGAAUAAUUAGAAGCUCAGUAAAACCAGUUUAGUCGUUCUUGUUGAAACUAACACGUGAGAUGGAAAUGCUUCUUAGAUCAACAAUAAACUUUUUAUUAAUUUUA
Sander lucioperca (pikeperch) is the source of this 4212-nucleotide messenger RNA. RefSeq names its product RUN and FYVE domain containing 3 (gene rufy3). Lineage: Eukaryota; Metazoa; Chordata; Actinopteri; Perciformes; Percidae. Gene Ontology annotation, molecular function: metal ion binding. The transcript is spliced from 18 exons. Gene Ontology annotation, biological process: regulation of axonogenesis. The record is from RefSeq and is a predicted model, not a curated record. Bases 527 to 2446 code for a protein of 639 amino acids. Gene Ontology annotation, cellular component: cytoplasm.